AUGCUCCUCUCCGUGCCGCUCCUGCUCGGCCUCCUCGGCCUGGCCGCCGCGGAACCUGCCGUCUAUUUCAAAGAGCAGUUCUUGGACGGAGAUGACUGGACCAACCGCUGGGUCGAAUCCAAACACAAGUCCGAUUUUGGCAAAUUUGUCCUCAGUUCUGGCAAAUUCUACGGGGACCAGGAGAAGGAUAAAGGGCUGCAGACAAGCCAGGAUGCCCGAUUUUACGCGCUGUCCGCUAGAUUCGAACCCUUCAGCAACAAGGGCCAGACACUGGUGGUACAGUUCACGGUGAAGCAUGAGCAGAACAUCGACUGUGGGGGUGGCUAUGUGAAGCUGUUUCCGGGUAGUUUGGACCAGAAGGACAUGCAUGGAGACUCGGAAUACAACAUCAUGUUUGGUCCGGACAUCUGUGGUCCUGGCACCAAGAAGGUUCAUGUCAUCUUUAACUACAAGGGCAAGAAUGUGCUGAUCAACAAGGAUAUCCGGUGUAAGGAUGAUGAAUUCACACACCUGUACACGCUGAUUGUGCGGCCAGACAACACCUAUGAGGUGAAAAUUGACAACAGCCAGGUGGAGUCAGGCUCAUUGGAGGAUGAUUGGGACUUUCUGCCACCCAAGAAGAUAAAGGACCCUAAUGCUGCCAAGCCAGAAGACUGGGAUGAACGAGCCAAAAUUGAUGACCCCACAGAUUCUAAACCUGAGGACUGGGACAAGCCUGAGCACAUCCCUGACCCUGAUGCUAAGAAGCCUGAGGACUGGGAUGAAGAGAUGGAUGGGGAGUGGGAACCACCGGUAAUUCAGAAUCCUGAAUACAAGGGCGAGUGGAAGCCACGUCAGAUUGAUAACCCAGAUUACAAGGGUACCUGGAUACACCCGGAAAUUGACAACCCUGAAUACUCCCCAGAUGCCAACAUUUAUGCCUAUGACAGUUUUGCUGUACUGGGCUUAGAUCUCUGGCAGGUCAAGUCUGGCACAAUCUUUGACAACUUUCUCAUCACCAAUGAUGAAGCCUAUGCAGAGGAGUUUGGCAAUGAGACAUGGGGUGUCACCAAGGCUUCAGAAAAGCAGAUGAAGGACAAGCAGGAUGAGGAGCAGAGGCUGAAGGAAGAAGAAGAAGACAAGAAGCGUAAAGAGGAGGAAGAGGCUGAGGACAAAGAGGAUGAGGAUGACAGAGAUGAAGAUGAAGAAGAUGAGGAUGAGAAGGAGGAAGAUGAGGAGGAUACUACCCCUGGCCAGACCAAGGAUGAGCUGUAG
Cricetulus griseus (Chinese hamster) is the source of this 1254-nucleotide messenger RNA. It is a transcript of the gene Calr, whose product is annotated as calreticulin. Gene Ontology annotation, molecular function: calcium ion binding. Gene Ontology annotation, biological process: protein folding. The record is from RefSeq and is marked provisional. NCBI's taxonomy places the organism in Eukaryota, Metazoa, Chordata, Mammalia, Rodentia, Cricetidae. Gene Ontology annotation, cellular component: endoplasmic reticulum; endoplasmic reticulum membrane.